AUGCCGACUCCAGCCCCGACGGCCCCACCGACAGUCCAAGGGGAGUUCGCUGUAACGGUGCCCGGCCCCGAGGAGUUUGUGGAAAAUUGCACCAACAACAUAGACGUUCGGGAGGCACUUCAAGCAUCGAUUGCAAGUUACCUCAACAGCACAGUAGCCCCUGAUGACAUCACCGUGUUCUGCAGCAUUGAGAACGGCAGCCUUGGUAACGUCACCGUUGAGUACGAGGUCGCACGCCGUCUGCUGGCUGGCAACGUCACCAUUGAUUAUGAAAUUGCUGUGCCGGAAGAAGAAGCCAGUUCGGUUCAGGACAAUGCGACGGCGUUAUUGAGUUCCCAGGCGUCUAGCCAGAACUUGGCCAGGCUCGCCACCAUCAUCAGCAAUGAGCUCUCCACCACUGCAACCAGCGCGUCCAGCAAUGUCAUCGAGGUAGUCGGAGGCUCGGCGGCCAUGGUUGUCAUUUCAACACAUCAUCCGACGCCGAGUCCGACUCCCAGUCCGACGCCUUACCCGACGCGGAGUCCGACUUCCAGUCCGUCGCCUUACCCGACGCCGAGUCCAACUGCCAGUCCGACGCCACACCCGACGCCGAGUCCGCCUCCUUACCCGACGCCAAGCCCCACGGCUUCAUCGACGCUCGCCCCUCCUCCCAUGGCUGGGCCUUCCAGUGGACCCCUCUCAGCAACAGGCGAUCCACACUUACAAAAUGUCUACGGUGAACGUUUUGACUUGAUGAGGCCUGGCAAUCAUGUCUUGGUCAACAUUCCUAAGGGCCAACGUGUUGAGGAAUCGCUGCUUCAUGUAGAGGCUGUCGCGGUGCAAUUGGGUGUACAAUGCGCAGACAUAUAUUUCCAAGAAUUGAACAUGACCGGGGUGUGGGUGGAGACUAAACGGACCGGCGGGCUCCAUUUCCAUGCCCAGGAUGUGAGCGACGAAGCACCGAAGUGGGAACAUGUUGGGAAGGUAGACGUGAAGGUAGCCCAUGGGCGCACUCAGCAAGGCAUUCCGUACCUGAACUUCUACGUCAGGCACCUCGCACGCGCUGGCUUUGCGGUAGGCGGGCUUCUGGGAGAAGAUGAUCACUCCGAGGUGGCGACGAUCUCCCCAGCCUGUGUGCGGCGCCACGCCAUCUCUCUGUUCGAGCCGCGCCGCUGA
Messenger RNA from Prorocentrum cordatum, 1155 nucleotides. The record is from the annotation of a GenBank genome assembly. Lineage: Eukaryota; Dinophyceae; Prorocentrales; Prorocentraceae.